Messenger RNA from Coregonus sp. 'balchen', 795 nucleotides. The record is from the annotation of a GenBank genome assembly. NCBI's taxonomy places the organism in Eukaryota, Metazoa, Chordata, Actinopteri, Salmoniformes, Salmonidae.
AUGGUUUCCAACAUCAUUCUGGGGAUAGUGACCCUUCUGCUGGUCUGGGCGCUGUGCAAGACUCAGAACAGAGAUAGCAGAGGUAAAACUUUAUAUCAUGUCUAAUGUUUAAUGUCAAUAAAAUGUGCAUUCUGCAAAUAUCAAUUCAAUAUCCAUAUAAACAUAGUUAAUUAACUACAUGAGGUUAAAAAGAUAAAUGGAUUGUCUUCAAAUUAAUAGCUGGCAUUCUUCUAUUUCAAUCUCUUUGAUGGGAGGACAAAUGUCCCGAAGUCUGAUGGCAAACAGUUAAUUUUGUCAAUAUGUAUAAAUACAGUAUAUCUUCAGUUUUUACAAGAAAAUGUUUCUUUAAAACUGCUAUGUAACUUUCCUUACAGCUAGUAAUCUGCUUAUAUGUGCUAUUUAUGUUAUUAAGGUUUCUUGGAAGUAAUAGGUCACUGUACUAGAUGAAGCCUUCUGAUCUUUGUGAUUGUUGUUAAUUUUUCCAUGGAACUUCUGCCUGUCACUGUUCCACUGACUGUCAGGUCAUUGUAGUGGGUGUACAGUCUGAACAGUCCUGUCUUUUGUAGAGUGUUUUCUUCCACAGGAGAAUAUAAACAUUAUAUAGUAGAUCAUGCUAUCAUCAUAAUGUAUUUUCUCAUGGCUCCACCCCUUCAGAAUCAAGACAGUGACGUGUUGAACUAUGCAGCUGUGAGUUUCACCCCCAAGAAGAACUCCUCCUCCUCUACAAGAGCAAGAGAGAAGACCAGCAGAGAGGAUGCAGUGUACUCUGAGGUCAGAUACCUUCAGCAGCAGUGA